CCGUUGCAUCAGUUCGUUUGGAGUACUCGUCCGCGCAUUUUCAAAGUGAGAGUGAUUUGCAUGAGUCUUUUUGAUAAAAGGAAUUGAAGUUAAUGUUUGAUUUGAAGCUGGAUCGCAAUCGCUAUAUGCAAAAGUAGAGACUGAAUGUUAAGGCAAAACGAUGAUUAAGCGCCUAUUGUUAUUUCUAUUAGUGUCGAUAUGUAGUGGCGUCACCGUUGUGAGCGCUGGCGGCUUUCCAAAUUAUCAUGCGCAUUUUGAUUUUAUCGCGUGGGAUAAGCAUAGUGUGGCGGCGAAGGUGAAUGCUUCGCAGAAGUGGUGGCAAUCGGCGGCGUUCUAUCAAAUCUACCCAAGGUCAUUUAAAGACAGCAACGGCGAUGGGGUGGGUGAUCUGAAGGGCAUCGCAGAGCAGCUGCCCUACCUUAAAGAGAUCGGUAUUGCAGCGACAUGGAUAUCGCCUAUCUACAAAUCGCCAAUGGCGGAUUUUGGUUAUGAUGUCGCCAAUUUUACCGACAUUGAUCCGAUAUUCGGUACACUCGACGAUUUUGAUGCGUUGAUCGCCAAAUCACGAGAAGUUGGUGUGAAAAUAAUAUUGGACUUUGUGCCGAAUCAUUCAAGCGAUGAACAUGAAUGGUUCAAAAAAUCGGCGGCGGGCGACAAUGACUACAAAGACUUUUACGUUUGGCAUCCGGGGCGUGUGGUAAAUGGCACGCGGCUGCCGCCAACGAAUUGGAUGAGUGUGUUUCGUGGCUCCGCAUGGCAGUGGCAUGAGACGCGCAAAGAGUACUAUCUGCAUCAAUUUCUGAGUAAGCAGCCGGACUUGAAUUAUCGCAAUCCGAAAGUGCGCGCUGCCAUGAAUGACGUACUGCGGUUUUGGUUGCGACGGGGCGUCGCCGGUUUUCGCAUCGAUGCGGUGCCGUUUGCAUUUGAAGUAGCGCCCGAUACAAACGGCAAUUGGCCAGAUGAGCCACGGAAUGACUGGGUUGUUGAUCCGGAUGACUACAAUUAUGUUAAACACAUAUAUACCGUUGAUCAGCCGGAGACAUUGGACUUGGUGUAUGAAUGGCGUCGGGUUUUGGACGAAUUUCAGAAAGCGAACGGUGGCGACGAACGUGUCAUGCUAACCGAAGCAUAUUCACCAAUCGAUGUAGUGGUAAAAUAUUACGGUAACGACACGGCAGAGGGUGCGCAGAUGCCGUUUAACUUUCUCAUGAUCAGCUGGCUGUCAAAUGACUCCGAUGCCUACCACUUUGCGGAGACUGUAAAUACUUGGUUAAAGAACAUGCCAGCAGGACGUACAGCCAAUUGGGUGAUUGGAAAUCAUGACCAAAAUCGUGUUGGCUCUCGUCUCGGCGCCGAUCGUAUUGACAUGUUGAACAUGCUGACGAAUAUUCUGCCUGGUGUUAGCAUCUCAUAUUAUGGCGAAGAGAUCGGCAUGACUGACGUAUGGAUCUCGUGGAAUGACACUGUGGAUCCCUCAGCUUGUCACACCAAUCCGGAUAUCUAUGAGAGAUUCUCACGUGAUCCCGAACGUACACCCUUCCAAUGGAAUGAUGCGCAGAAUGCCGGUUUCAGCACAGCUAAAAAGACUUGGCUGCCUGUCGCUGACGACUACAAAACAGUGAAUGUCUUACGCGAACGCAACGAUGCGCUGAGCCAUUUGAAUAUCUACAAACAAUUGCACUCUUUGCGAAACGAGUCGACAUUGCGUCACGGUAGUGUCGAGGUAAAGGCCGUGACACAAAAUGUUUUGGCCGUGAAGCGCAUGCUCCUCAACGAUUACACAUACGUUUUGCUAAUGAAUCUUUAUGAUUCCACAGAAGAAGUGGAUUUGAAGCGCGCAUUCGAUAAUAUACCGGAUGAGUUUGAGUAUGUUAUUGUUACCGGGAAAAGCAAAGCGAAGCGAGGUGACACACUAAAAUCGACGGGCAUUCAAAUAUUACCGAAGGAAGCCGUUGUCUUGCGCUCAGCCACGAAAUUGACAACUACAGUGGGUUAUUUUGCAUACUAUGUGCCAAAAAAUGAGAAAAAUUAGAGCAGCGAGCGAGUUGCUAAAAGUCUGAAAUACUAAUACUAUAGAUAUCAAUGUUUUCGUACUGAAGAGCUUUAAAUUUUUGUAUUUCAUUAAAAAUGUUGUUAGUGUUACAUAUACAUUUAGUUCAUAAACAUUAUGCAAUACUGUUGAAUAAAGUAAGAUUCUUGAAUUGCUGAUAAAGGCGCCCCCUUA
Messenger RNA from Bactrocera dorsalis (oriental fruit fly), 2224 nucleotides. Its product is annotated as maltase A3. The record is from RefSeq and is a predicted model, not a curated record. Gene Ontology annotation, biological process: carbohydrate metabolic process. NCBI's taxonomy places the organism in Eukaryota, Metazoa, Arthropoda, Insecta, Diptera, Tephritidae. The transcript has 6 exons. Bases 161 to 2032 code for a protein of 623 amino acids.